AUGAGGGUAGCGCCAGCGGGCCGUCUUGCGGCGCAGUGUAGCUCUGAUAUCAGCAGCACGAAACACGUGAAGCGGAAUUCCACGGAAGACCCUUCUGCUGUACACGCCCAAACGCAGCGCAUUGAGGACGAAGCAUUUUCUUUGAACCGCUGCCGCAUCAGCGGGUUCCGCUGUAGCCACGUUGGGAAAGCACCAGAAUGUGAGCUUGCGCGAUACCAGGUUGGGUUACCUGGGACCUCUCUGUCACCACAGCAUAGCAACGCCCACGGAGCUGAAGGCACCGCACCGUUUCAGCUCCGGUUGUUCGGCCAGAAGCCAGCGCGUAGAUUUGCGGAGAAUUCGCGGACAGCCAUGCUGAACUAUCAAGAGGAAACCACCGCGGUGAGAGAGGACCCUCUGUGCAUUCGACGAGACGUGGCGUCGCACGCGGUGGCAGACCUGGUGGAUGGGAGGGCGGACGACGCGCUGGUGGCAACUCGAGAAACGCGCGGCUUCGCCGUUCUCGCGCGCGCUCUCAACCCUCACCAUCUGCAGACUCGCACAAGGGAGACGGCGUCGCUUACCACCACGGUACCUCUAUCCCGCUAUCCCGCUUCCGAGCGGGCCGUCCACAUCUGCUGCUUCGCGUCGUACAUGCUGCAGUCUCCGUCCAUGACUGUACGCUGUAAUGGAGCGCUGUGCGAGCCGGUCUGCUCGAAAUACACCAAGGAACGGACGGACAGCUCGAACGCGCAUCGGCCUCGCCAGCAACAGGCCGCAGAGGGGGCCCGGGGUUUGCAGAUGAAGUUCUGCUGCCCUUGCCCAUCAGCGGAAUACAGCCGGUAUGCUGAAGGCUGGAAGACGCUAGUACACCGUUUGCAAGCAAUGACCGGCAGAUUGGUCCACUCUCGUAAAGCUCCGCGUAUGAUUGAAGAGGUUGACAAGGAGACGUUUCCACUAGCGGUGGCGCGCGUCCCCGGCGACGGCGGAACGCGUCGUAAAAAGCGGUGGGAUGGCCUGGCGGAACCCGGCGUGGACAUCACGCCUGCGGACGGCUAG
This is a messenger RNA of Rangifer tarandus platyrhynchus (Svalbard reindeer), 1038 nucleotides long. Lineage: Eukaryota; Metazoa; Chordata; Mammalia; Artiodactyla; Cervidae. The record is from the annotation of a GenBank genome assembly.